UUUAGUUAUGAAUAUGGAGGUAUACAUUUUAGGGGUUCUUUUAGAGAAAGGAGAAGGUUUAGAGGAUGUAGAAGGUUUUUUGAGGGUUUAGGGUAGAAUUUGGGACCAAAUAUGGGGUCUUAGGUCUUUUGAAGGUUUGAACACAUUAAGUUUAAGGAGUUGAACAUUUUGUGGGAAAGGUCUCUAAUUCAAAAUUUAGAUUUGAAGAGAAAUAGUUAACCCUGAAGAAGGAACUAUAUUGAAAAAGGAAACUGAGCAUACUAAUGAUAUUGAUGUGCUAGUCGGAGAACAAUCUACAAUGAUGACACAAGUUGAUCAUAAAGAAAAUGUAAAGCCUUCUGCUCCCUUAAAAGAAGACUUUGCAACUCCUAUAUCUAAACCAGCUCCCAAAAAGAAGGCAGUACGUAAAUCCAAGGUCUUUGACAUUUCCAAGUCAUAUAUGGAGGAUUACGAAUACGUUGAUGCCUUCCUACUUGAAGGUAACGUGAUAUGGUCACUUAAAAAGCGUGACUACUCAGGAAAGAACAGAUUCUUGCACUAUAGCCAGGUCCCUGAUUGUGACAUGUACCACAUCAAUUUGAAAAAUACAGAAUAA
Messenger RNA from Moneuplotes crassus, 595 nucleotides. The record is from the annotation of a GenBank genome assembly. NCBI's taxonomy places the organism in Eukaryota, Ciliophora, Spirotrichea, Euplotida, Euplotidae.